CAGGACACACAUAAGCAGUGGGAUGGCACGGUUACAAGCAAACUCUAGUCAGGAGGAUGCUCGUGCACAGGAGCUGAGCGCUGGACGCCUCCAUGCUGCAGGAGGUGACACUUCAGGAUAACACAGAGAUGAUCUGGUUUAUGCGUGGCUGGGCAGUAUGAGUGGGACAUGAAUGUGCCUGUGGAGGACGUGGACAGCUGUGGCACUCUCCGGGUGAGACUCUGACGAGUGAGAGGGACGUUUGGGUUCCUCUCGUGUUUCCAGCUCCUGCUCAACCAUGAGAUUGGCCCUCCUGGCCCUGAGACUGAUGGUUCUGGCCUGGAUGUGGCCCGUCACUCAGCUCAACAGCAGCACCUUCCCAAACAAAAGGAGACACAAGGAGGUCUACACAGCAGAGAGCACUAAGCCGAAGCAUGGAGGACGGGUCGAUCUCAAGAUGAAAAAGCAGGACAGCACCAAGUCUCUGCUCAUUAAAUCAGAGCAGCUACUUCGGAUUGAAGAUCACGACUUUGCAAUGCGCCCGGGCUUUGGAGGUUCGGCUCUCCCCGUUGGCGUAGAUGUCCAGGUGGAAAGUAUCGACAGCAUAUCUGAAGUAAACAUGGACUUCACCAUGACUCUCUACUUGAGGCAUUACUGGCAGGACGAUCGACUGGCCUUCCCCUCCAGCAGCAACAAAAGCAGAACCUUCGAUGCGCGCCUUGUUAAAAAAAUCUGGGUUCCUGAUGUCUUUUUUGUUCAUUCAAAGCGUUCUUUUAUCCACGACACAACCAUGGAGAACAUCAUGCUGAGGGUUUUUCCUGAUGGAAACAUUCUCUACAGUGUCAGGAUCACCGUGACGGCGCUCUGCUCCAUGGACUUCAGUAGUUUCCCUCUGGACACGCAGAACUGCUCUCUGGAGCUGGAGAGCUAUGCGUACAGUGAGAACGACCUGAUGCUCUACUGGAAGAACGGGAACGACUCAUUACGGACCGAUGAGAUCGUUCUCUCUCAGUUUUUCAUUGAAGACUUCCAGCCUUCCUUCGGGCUUGCCUUCUACAGCAGCACUGGUUGGUACAAUCGCCUCUACAUAAACUUCAUCCUCAGAAGGCACAUCUUCUUCUUCAUGCUUCAGACGUACUUUCCUACCAUGCUGAUGGUGAUGCUGUCAUGGGUGUCCUUCUGGAUUGACAGGAGGGCCGUACCUGCUCGGGUCUCUCUGGGCAUCACCACAGUUCUGACGAUGUCCACCAUCAUCACUGGUGUCUCAGCCUCCAUGCCGCAGGUGUCUUACGUCAAAGCUGUAGACAUCUACCUGUGGGCGAGCUUCCUGUUUGUCUUUCUGUCAGUCAUUGAGUAUGCCGCUGUCAACUAUUUCACCACAGUGGAGGAGAUGAAGAAGCUCAAGAAUGCAAAGGUCCCCAGCACCUUCAACACCAACCAGGCUAUGGCUUUUGAUGGGUGUUUCCAUGACAACGACAUUGACCUGACUCCUUUCUCAGAGGUGGAUAUCACCCCGGACACAGACAGGAGCACCCAACCUCGAAACUCCACUGUCUCUGCACCCCCAGAUGGGACCAGACUCCACCGUAGAAACACUUUAAAAUACAACCUGAGCUUCAUCAUGAGCAACAGCUACAUGAUCGACUCGUACUCCAGAGUCAUAUUCCCCCUGGCUUACCUGCUCUUCAACAUCAUAUACUGGAGUUUGUAUACAUAGGACACUGAUUCCACCAAUAAUGUCAUCACAUUUAGGAUGGAAAUAUCCAACCACUCACAGGAUGUGACCUUUUAUUUGCACAAUAUCCGCUGCUCUACAUUGAUGUCUUUCAUGAUGUCUUGUAUUUGAGAGCCAAGAUUGCAGCAGUCUGCUGUGUCUUUGUGAAUGUUUCUCUUUCUGUUGCAUGCUUGUUUUAUAAAAGAAAAAAAAAGAGUCAAAACCAAACCUGUUUAUUUUUAAUCAUUAUUUAAAGAGACAAUGUGAAGUUUUUACCAUUAAUUUCUGGAAAUAUCCAUCAAAAUUUUGAAAAUGAAUGAAAUGAAGUCCAGUUGCUCAAAAAUAUUGGCAGUUUCAUAACAUAUAAUCAUAAAAAUCGGGUCUAAAAUACAUGGGAGCGGGUCUAAGACCCAAUCCCAAUACUCACACGUGCACACUUGCGCCCUUCAAUUGCACGUGUAGGUUCUCAAGUGCGGAAGUUGACCACGCCCCCCAUUACACCCUUAAUCUGCACUUCAGCUAAGUCCACAGCAAUGCGGACCUCGGGCAAGGGAAUUACCCACAAGUCAUUGCUGCGGGAGAAAAGGCUCAAGGUCCUUUUCUGAAAAUACAUAUUUUCUAAUGAAAUAUUAGUUAAUUUUAGGAUGAUUAGUUGAUGCUCUAAGACUUUUAGACAAAGCAGCAAUAAAUGGAAAUUUAUUACAAAUAACUGUUUGGCUGUUUGUUGAAAAGUUGUUAAUAAAGGUUUUUGAAAAAAAAUCACACUGACCAGCAUCCCAGCAUGCGUUGCGAUCGAUGACACAUUACUCCCCGUCGCAAUUCUGCAAUUAGCUGCACACUUGUGCACUACGCACUCGAACCCUACUGCACACUUUCUCCAAGUGCAUUUUGCUGAAGUCUGCAGGGCACAGUGCAAGUACUGAGAGCGGGUUUAAGUCUCUGGGCGACGCCAUAUUAGAUGCCAUGCUUUCUUCUACGGGACCCCAUGAGGACAAAAAGCAUUUACUGAUUUGUAAGAAAUAGUUACAAAACUUUUGUCAUUCUUAACCGUUGUUGUUUUACACAUUUACCUCUUCACUUGUUGCCAGUGAUGAAAGGGAGUCUGAUGUACUUGUUAUUUUACUAAAGUUUGUACUUCCCAGGGCUUUUUGACCCUAAUGGGCAUCCGUUGGUAAGGUCUUACUCCAACACAAAAAUACUGCUUGCUUGCAACCAUUUAAGUAUCUACUGCCCCCUGUCGCCAGGAAAAAUACACACUGUCACUUUAAGGGUUCAAUUUGAUACAAAACACUCAAUUCUUUAAAAAUGAACAGCUAAUUUUUGCUCUUACGAGUUGGUUUAAAACUAUAUAUUUCUUUGGGUUAUGAUUUACUUGAUUAAAAAUGAGUCAAUGCCACAAUUCCUCCGGGGUCACUGUCCUGCAGGUUUUACGUGUUUCCCUGCACCAACACACCUGUUUUGAAAAAGAAAAAAGGAACAUUUGAAGGUGCUGCUGUGAAAUCUGACAUUUGUGCACUUGCUUUUCCUACAAAUGUUUAAUCCUGAUCAGUUAUGAGACUAUAGUUUUACAUGACAGCAUAA
Molecule: messenger RNA, 3274 nt
Organism: Nothobranchius furzeri (turquoise killifish)
Lineage: Eukaryota; Metazoa; Chordata; Actinopteri; Cyprinodontiformes; Nothobranchiidae
Gene: gabrr3a
Product: gamma-aminobutyric acid type A receptor subunit rho3a
Biological process (GO): nervous system process; chloride transmembrane transport; signal transduction
Cellular component (GO): GABA-A receptor complex; synapse; plasma membrane
Molecular function (GO): neurotransmitter receptor activity; GABA-A receptor activity; extracellular ligand-gated monoatomic ion channel activity
Source: RefSeq, a predicted model, not a curated record